CUCGCAGAGCUUCAUGCACCAAGAAGCCUCCAUUAUCACUAUUUGGAAACUUUAAAUACCAGGAAGCGAUUUUUCCUGCUACCGUUUUGGAACAGAGUUCAAAUUGUAUCGUUAGUGAAGAUGCAGAACGUGUCUGUAAACCAGACCACAACUAGAAACGCUGGCCAAAGCAUCCUUUCCUUUUCUGCGGGGGUCGUUGGCAAUGCUAUUGCCCUUUGUAUUCUAUACUGGCAUAUUGUAAAAUCAAAGAGCAGAAAUAUUACCGUUUUUUACAUUUUGGUCAGUGGUCUCGCCUGGACAGAGUUAGCUGGACUUCUGCUAAUUUCCAUACCAGUCUUUUACUGCUACACACUUAACACGACGAUUGAGGGCCUGAGCAAGGGUACUUGUCAGUAUGUUGGCUUGAUAAUGUCUUUCAUAGGACUCUGUGCUAUGUUCAUACUCCUGGUGAUGGCUUUAGAAUGUUGGCUGUCUAUAGGCCACCCCUAUUUUCACCAGCGACAUGUAACCAAAGAGAAAGUCAUGCUGGUUUUCCCUGUAAUUUAUACCAUAAGUAUUCUGUUUUGCUGCAUGCCCCUUUUUCAAUUUGGCAGUUACAAACAGUAUAAACCAGGGACUUGGUGCUAUAUUGGGAUGAAUCCAGCAGAGGACAAAGACAAAGCAUUUUCCGUGCUCUAUGCCAGUGUGAUGGCGCUAGUGAUUCUAACUAUCGUCCUGUGUAACAUCUCCGUGGUACUGACCCUGGCAAAGAUGUACAAGCGAGCCCGCCUGCAAAAUGUCCUGAGCACAUCGAUGGAGAAGACGCCAGAGCAGACCUCCAUUUCUUCCAAGAGCCAUGCAGACGAGAUUGACAACAUCAUCCUGUUGGUCCUCAUGACCCCAAUCUUUGUCUUCUGUUCACUACCCCUCACGGUGCGGGCAUACAUUGGAGCAUUUGCUCCGGAUGGAAAUGAAGAAAAAGACUUGGUUGCUCUGCGGUUUCACUCUAUAAACUCUAUAGUUGACCCCUGGGUAUUCAUCAUCUUCAGAACUUCUCCAUUCAGAGCACUUUUACGCAGACUCUAUAACAAAUUGAUCCAUAAGAAGGCUGCUGCCUCAGCUCGGAACACAGUAAACGUGCUAUCAUAUGGCAACAAUUCAAGUGUGGAUCAGCCGCCCAGCAGUGAAACAGGCAGAGUGACUUAAUGGCCUGAGAAAGACUAUGAGAAACACAGGGUGCUUCAUCACAUGUCGAUGUUUCUGACUUCUGGAGCUUCAGCCUGCCAACAUUUGAAAAUGUUAUUGGGUAUAGCCUACUUUUUCAGUUUCUUUAGUUACUAAAUUGCACAGAACUAUCAUGUACUCAAGAAUACUGUUUUUUAUCUCCCUGAUAACCUUGUAAAAUAUUCGAUAACCUCAAAUUUAAUGGAAAAAAAAAACAUCCUGAUAUAUAGAAAGUUUUUGAUGGAAGAUCAUACAUUAAAAAAACAAAAGUUUAACAAAAAACAAUCACUUUAAAUUCAUUAUCAUCCCAAUUAGGUGCACAUCUGAUGGCCAGAAUUAGUUUAGUUUCAUUUAGCUUUCCCAGUGCUAGAAUUUAAUGUCAUGCAGAAAUUACAGAGGAAACAAAAAGGAUUGCUUUAUGAAUCAAUAUUCCUACCCUUGUAGUUUUAUUGGCAUAAACUGAAUGAAAUACCAGUCCAACCCAAUCAAUUUUAAACCUCGGCUGAUCAUAAGAAUUAUAAUCAGUCUUGCAUAAGAAAGAAAUAUCUGACAUCAAUCAACUAAAAUGUGACAAACCUUUGAUUUCCAAUUCAUGACUGAGGCCAUUGAAAUUCUAAAUUAUGAAGUUAAAUGCAUGAUUAUAGUUUAGAGUUUACAGUUAUAGUUAUCCAGGGUUUUUUUUUAAAUGUCUAUGUUUACAUUUCUAUCCUUUUUAGUUGUGUUUCUAGUUUCCAUAGAACACCAUAUUUAAGCAAUCAGUGAAACUUCAAAAUACUUUUGUGAGUAAUAAUGUGAGAAGCUGAGAAUAAGAAGUUUCAAAAAAGCCUGAAAACUUCUAGAAACACCUAAAUGGCUAGUAUCACUGUAGCAUUAAUAUAAAAUUCCAUGGCUCUCCAUGAGAACUAACAACAAAAACACUUAUUUAAAAUAUAUAUCAAUACACUCCUUUAACCAAUGAUGUUUUAUGAAUGCCAACCUAACUGAAUGGCUCAUUUAUAGCAGUACACAUCCAUUUAAUCACACAACUAAUGAUGCCUACCCUUUAUGUUACGGAAUCAUCACAAAAGAUUCUCCAGUUCUGCCUGUUGGCACCAACCUGUACUACACUCUGAGAGAACAGCACACAUUUUAAAUUUGGUUCUUCAAUUUAAUAUUCAUACUGUGUACCACAGUGGUCAAGGAGAAAUAUGAGUUUCACAAAACUGACUAUGAACUCCCAGAGAUUUAUUUUCAACAGGGGAAACUGUUGACUGAAGUUUGUUUUUUCAUCCAGUGUCAACUGGCAGAACAAUAUCUUAUUUUUACCCUUGAUUUAUAUUAAUCAAAUUUAAAUUUGAUUUGCAAUAUGAAGAUCAAUACCAUAGCACAAAGCCAUGUUUAAGGUGCUUCAGUAAAUCUACAAUAGGAACCAUAACUAUAAGUUUUCUGCUGUUCACUGGUGAUCACUAAAUAUCCAUACCAUGUGAUCCUUCAUGGGAAUACCUUAAAGUUGAUCAGCUUCUAUAUCAAACAUCAAUUUAUACAAAAGUUAUGCUAGAUAUGCCACUAUUUCUUCAUCCCCACCAGUUGUCAUCUGUUAAUUCCAGUGAGCAACCAGGGCAUAAUGUGGUUCACCUAAAUCAGAACUAUAGCAAACCCCACCUGCCCAUGUCUUUUUUUGGUGUCUUUCUAAUGCGAUACUCUUACACAGAUGCUCUUAAAAAGCAAUAGAUACAAGUCUGAUUUAUUUGCUUUCCUUGUAUCCAUAGCUUUUAAAAUUUUCAGAAUCCUUCUAUUGGCUAACUAAAAGAAUUACAAUAUGCAAGCUUUCGAGGCAACUCAGGUCUCUUCUUCAGGCAAGAUGGUGUAAUAUUUAAUGUAACGUAUGAAUGCAUGUAAUGUGUAAUGUAUGUGAUUACAUCUUGCCUCAAGAAGGGGCCUGAGUUGCCUUGAAAGCUUGCAUAUUGUAAUUUUUUUAGGUAGCCAAUAAAAGGUGUCAUUUUGCUUGACUUCUCUCUACAUCCACAAUGGCUAACACAGUACAACACCCUAGUACUACAGAAUCCUCCUGAAAAAUGAGAGAUAUAACUAACCAAAUACUCUAAACCUUAUGAAAAUUAAUGUAGAGCUUACACUGGGGACUUUGGUCUCUUUAUUUCUCAUGUGCAACUCUUUGAAUAUUGGCUCUCUGUCUGAUGUUCAUAUAAAAUAAAACUCACUUGUAAUUCUUGGUUAAUAUUAAACAUAUGACAGUUAAACUACAUUUAAUGUCUUGAAGCUGUUUUUGUCUGCAUUGAGCAAUCAGAGGGAAAAAUACCCUGCAACUUUAUUUGGGAUCCCAUUUAACAAUGUUUUAAUUCCAUUUUUCUGUGUGGCUCAUACAGUUUGCAUGAUGUUUGUUGCAUGGUUGCUUUUAUUCUUAUACAUAGAACUACUGUAAUGUGAUGUAUUUGUUAUGUGUCAAAAGAUUUUUGUGUCUUUUUCACCAUUUGUGUGCAAUCCACUUGUAAAAACUUGAAAUAAGUGCACUACAUUUAUGUGGCAGUCUGCAUGGACAAUAACAAUAGAGAUGAGGCCAGAGCACUGCUCUGGGAAUCAGAAUGACCUCUUUGAGUACAAGGGUUAAGAGAAGGAUACUUAAUAAAGCACUAGUCAUCAUGGACAAUGACACUCUACUCUCAGAACAUCACUUGGUUAAACAGAAGAGUGCCUUCAACAACAAACUAAUCUGUGUUCACUGCUGCAGACAGAGCUGCUGUGUAAACCAAGCAGCCAUUGCACUCUAUAAUCAGUGCCUUUACUGCUGGGAUGGUGUUGACAUUUUAAGUCUUUGAUGGAUACUGAGGUGACUUGACUUGUUGGAAUAUUUUUGUUGUGUGAACGGUGCUGUGACUUUUGCAGCUUCCUGCAGGAUAAUCAAAGUUUCUAUCAAAGUAACAAACAAUUCCUGUAGAUAUGCCUGGCAAAAGCACAGUCACACUGCUGCUACAAAUAGUCUGUAUUUCCCAAUUAACUGUGAGCUGUGUUUCUAUAUAAAUUUACUAAGCAAGAGCUGUUUGCAUAUACUGUACUUAAAUUAAUUGAUUAAUAAAACAUUGUGAAAUAAAAUUCCUUUAAA
Messenger RNA from Erpetoichthys calabaricus (reedfish), 4300 nucleotides. Its product is annotated as prostaglandin D2 receptor-like. Gene Ontology annotation, cellular component: plasma membrane. The record is from RefSeq and is a predicted model, not a curated record. Gene Ontology annotation, biological process: G protein-coupled receptor signaling pathway; positive regulation of cytosolic calcium ion concentration; inflammatory response. NCBI's taxonomy places the organism in Eukaryota, Metazoa, Chordata, Cladistia, Polypteriformes, Polypteridae. Bases 121 to 1185 code for a protein of 354 amino acids. The transcript has 2 exons. Gene Ontology annotation, molecular function: thromboxane receptor activity; prostaglandin D receptor activity.